Messenger RNA from Salvia splendens (bonfire salvia), 3363 nucleotides. RefSeq names its product AP-1 complex subunit gamma-2. The record is from RefSeq and is a predicted model, not a curated record. The coding region runs from base 393 to 3023 and encodes 876 amino acids. Gene Ontology annotation, cellular component: membrane coat; AP-1 adaptor complex; Golgi apparatus. Gene Ontology annotation, biological process: intracellular protein transport; vesicle-mediated transport. Lineage: Eukaryota; Viridiplantae; Streptophyta; Magnoliopsida; Lamiales; Lamiaceae. The transcript has 18 exons.
CACUGUGGCACCCCUACACCACACCGUAUAGGAACAUUCCUCCCGCGAAAGGAGAAACUUUUUUGCAGUGCGCAAUUUCUAAAUUUUGCGUCAAUUCCAUCUUCAUAGGCUCAAACCAGUUUUCUCCAUUGAAUUCGAUCGUUAAUCGUUCGAUUUCUCCGUUUCUUCCAAUCGGUCAACCCCUAAUUUUCGCCAUUUCUCAGCUCGCUUGUCCAAAACUGAGUAUCACACCUUUUGUUCUUCACCUUCUACAGAUCUCUCGGUCGGUUUUAAUUUUGCUUUUUAGGCUUUUUGAUCUCAUUCAUUUGAGGAUUCUGCUGGAUCAGUUGAGUUUGGAUAUUGAGGAAAAUUUCUGUGAUCAUAGCUGGAUCUGGUAGUGCUAUCUUACAAUCAUGAAUCCGUUUUCCUCCGGCACGCGAAUGAGGGACAUGAUUAGGGCCAUACGUGCAUGCAAAACUGCAGCUGAGGAACGAGCGGUUGUAAGAAAAGAAUGUGCUGUAAUUCGAGCUGCAAUAAGUGAAAAUGAUCAAGAUUAUAGCCAUCGCAAUUUGGCAAAGCUCAUGUUUAUUCACAUGCUUGGAUACCCAACACAUUUUGGUCAAAUGGAGUGCCUUAAGUUAAUUGCUACAGCAGGAUUCCCAGAGAAGAGAAUAGGAUAUCUUGGCCUUAUGUUGCUUCUUGAUGAAAGACAGGAAGUUCUGAUGCUUGUCACCAACUCAAUAAAACAAGAUCUAAACCACACAAACCAGUAUAUUGUUGGACUUGCUCUUUGUGCCUUGGGAAACCUCGGCUCUGCAGAGAUGGCUCGUGAUCUUGCCCCAGAUGUUGAAAGAUUACUUCAAUUUAGAGACCCUAAUAUAAGGAAAAAAGCAGCCUUAUGCACAAUAAGGAUAAUUAAGAAAGUACCAGACCUGGCAGAGAACUUCAUAAAACCUGCAGCUGUCUUACUGAAGGAAAAGCAUCAUGGAGUCUUAAUAACAGGAGUCCAGCUUUGCACAGAUCUCUGCAGAGUCAGUGAAGAGGCUCUUGAAUAUUUUAAAAAGAAAUCCAUUGAUGGCUUAGUCAAACUUCUAAGGGAUCUUACGAACAGCCCAUAUGCACCUGAGUAUGAUAUUUCUGGGAUUACAGAUCCUUUUCUUCACGUUCGAUUGCUUAAGCUCUUACGUGUUCUGGGAGAAGGAGAUGCUGAUGCUAGUGAUAGCAUGAAUGAUCUUCUUGCCCAGGUGGCAACCAAAACCGAGUCAAACAAAAAUGCUGGGAAUGCCAUCCUCUAUGAAUGUGUUGCUGCUAUCAUGAGCAUUGAAGAUAAUGGAGGGUUGAGGGUACUUGCUGUCAAUAUACUGGGAAGAUUUUUGUCCAGCCGGGACAACAAUAUCAGAUAUGUCGCAUUGAAUAUGCUGAUGAAAGCUAUGGCAUUAGACAGUCAAGCAGUGCAGAGGCAUCGAGCCACGAUUCUUGAAUGUGUAAAGGAUCCAGAUGCUUCAAUUCGUAAAAGAGCCCUUGAGCUUGUUUAUCUUCUGGUAAAUGAAAACAAUGUGAAGCAGAUGACGAAGGAUCUUGUUGACUAUCUUGAAGUUAGCGACCCUGAAUUUAAGGGAGACCUUAGUGCAAAAAUUUGCUCUAUUGUGGAGAAGUUUUCCCCUGAGAAAAUAUGGUACAUUGAUCAGAUGCUGAAGGUCCUAUCAGAGGCUGGAAAUUAUGUGAAGGAUGAUGUGUGGCAUGCCCUUAUUGUUGUAAUUACUAAUGCUCCCAAUCUCCAUGGUUACACAGUAAGAUCGCUGUACAAGGCUGUACAGACGACAACUGAACAGGAAACUCUUCUUCGUGUAGCUGUUUGGUGUGUUGGAGAAUAUGCAGACCUGCUGAUUAGUAAUGCUGGAAUGCUUGAUAUAGAGGACCCAAUAACUGUAACAGAGGCUGAUGCUGUUAAUGUUGUAGAAACUGCAAUUGGACGUGAUUCUUCCGAUCUCACAACUCGAGCUAUGUGUUUGAUUGCUUUGUUAAAGCUAUCAAGUCGUUUCCCUUCCUUAUCAAAGAGGAUAAGCGACAUUAUUCAUAGUCAUAAACGGAGCCUUGUGCUUGAACUGCAACAGAGAGCAAUUGAGUUCAAUUCUAUUAUUGGGAAGCAUGAGAAAAUCAGGUCUGCCUUGGUAGAAAGGAUGCCAGUACUUGAUGAGGCAACUUUCAGUGGGAGGAAAGCUGGCUCUGUGCCAAAUGCAGUUUCAACUUCACAAGGAGCUCCACCGAAAAUUCCUAAUGGGGUUGCCAAACCUGCACCUCCUCUAGUCGAUUUACUUGAUCUUAGUUCUGAUGAUGUUCCAACCACUGUCUCUGCUGGUGGAGAUUUUCUUCAUGAUCUACUUGGAGUUGAUAUGUCCCCAGCGCCUUCACAAGGAACUAACCAGACAAAGAAAAGUGGUACAGAUAUGUUGCUGGACCUUCUGUCAAUUGGAGAUCCUCCAGCCCUAAGUAACUCAUCCACACUCGAUAUUUUGUCCACAAGUCGGGAUAACCAAAGUGCUGGGGAUCUUUUGGGGAAAUCGCCGACACCCCAACCUUCAGUGAAAGCUUCCACCCCUGCUGGAAGCUCUUCAAUGAUGGAUUUGUUGGAUGGUUUUGGAGCCGCCCCAUCUGUACCUGUUGCAGUAACCAACGCCCCAACCUAUCCAUCAAUUGUUGCAUUCGAGAGCAGCUCCCUGAAAGUAACUUUCAACUUCUCAAAGGAUCCUAGCAGCCAACAAACCACACUAAUCGAGGCUCAGUUUACGAACAAGUCACCCAAUAUCUACUCAAAUUUUGUAUUCCAGGCGGCAGUUCCCAAGUUUCUUCAGUUGCACUUGGAUCCUGCUAGCAGUAAUACUCUUCCUGCAAGUGGUGAUGGAUCUAUCACACAGACAUUGCGGGUUUCAAACAGCCAACACGGCAAGAAAUCUCUUGUUAUGCGUAUGAGAAUAAAUUACAAGGCGAACAACAAAGACGUUCUCGAGGAGGGUCAGAUCAACAACUUCCCCCGUGGCUUGUGAGAAAACUGCCCGACACUUGACCUUAUUACGCGUGUUAAUUUUCACAGAAAAGAAGCAUCAUUGUAAUCGGCACAGCACCAUUUCAACCGGGUGCCCUUCGAAUGCAUCUAUUUACAAUUACGCGUCACCUCUUCCCUGAGUGGGUUAGUUUUGUGUCCAUUGUUACAAGAAAAAUGUCGUUAAAAAAGUUUUGUGCCAACACUUAUUUCUCCACAACAGGUCUUGAAAUCUGAAUUGUGUUGGCCUAAUUUCCUAUAGAACUGUCUGUAUUCAAUCCAAGAAACAUUUUUGUAACUUAGACUUGUUAAAAAAGUUCAAAUUUUGGAGCAUUGUGUCUUAA